AUGGCAGAAGCGCACCGCACCCUCUUGCUCCUGGUGGUCGCCAUGAGUUGCCUUGUGACAGUGUCACAAGCCCACCAAAAGAUCCACAUCGUCGGAGGCAGCUAUGGGUGGAAGAUCCCACCCAACAAGACAUUCUAUGAGGAAUGGGCUAAUAAACAGAGCUUCUUCGUGGGGGAUAAGCUCAGUUCUUUAAUAUCCAAGAAAACAAAAGGAAAAGAAAUGAAUGAUCAAUCACUAUUUCCUUUUGUUUUCUCUCUUCGUUCUGCGGGACUACAUGGAUUGGCAUUGGGGGUGGCAGUGUUCUUGUACACGACGGGGUUGCAAAACGUGAUAGAGGCGUCUGAGGAGGAGGAGUUCGCCUAUUGCAAGCAGACCAACGUGGAGGACGUGCAGUUCGUGGGACCCACCAUCGUGGAGCUGAUGAAGGUCGGUGUCCACUACUUCUACUGCAGCAUUGGCCUGCAUUGCGAGGGCGGUCAGAAGCUCCACGUCAACGUCACCGAUGAAGCCACCGCGUGA
Messenger RNA from Musa acuminata subsp. malaccensis (wild Malaysian banana), 519 nucleotides. Lineage: Eukaryota; Viridiplantae; Streptophyta; Magnoliopsida; Zingiberales; Musaceae. The record is from RefSeq and is a predicted model, not a curated record.